Molecule: messenger RNA, 4037 nt
Organism: Moneuplotes crassus
Lineage: Eukaryota; Ciliophora; Spirotrichea; Euplotida; Euplotidae
Source: the annotation of a GenBank genome assembly
CUUUUGAUUCGAAUUACAAAGACAAAAUAGAUAUGCCGGUAGAUCCAAACCAAGCAAUGCCAGACAUUUCACACAGAUUCAAAAUUUUCCAGACUUCUUUCGCUCGAGACCCUAACUCUGAUCUUAAGAAUCUAAGACAGAAAUAGCUCAAGGGUCCUUCACAGAGGAGCAGACAAUUUAUCGUUUCAAAAAUAAGAGAGGGAUUAAAUCACCUGAGAAUAUUAGACCCAGAGCCAACAACUCUAAAUUGCCUGCCAUCCUGUCUCCCAGAGACAAAAGUAGGAAGACCAGGGCUGGCAAUCUGGACAUUGCCCAGGUCAUUCAGAAGGAAGAGAAAAAGAAGGUAAUAGAGACAUGGAUAAAUGAUACCCUUAAAGAAGCUGAGUACCUUGAGAUUCCUGAGGUACUCCUCAAGCCUCAAAAUAAGCUCCCUAUCUCUAGAUAUGGGAUUGAUAGGUUAUCUCUCAGCAAUGAGAGGUUAAAUUCAGAAAUGAUAGAUCGACUUUAUAAAACUUUAUUCGUAUACACAAACGGAUUUUAUGAGCUAAUAAAAGAAAUUUUGAAGCACAGCAAGCACAAAUUCACCACCGUUACAAGUAUUUUCAGAGUGUACAUAAUCCUCCUGGAGUACACAUGCAAGACUGAUUACAAAAUGAUCCUCUCUGCUCUCACAGAAGGGCAUAAAUAAUGAGCUAGACCAGAUCAAAACCCAGCAUAGCGAGGAUAUAGCUGAAUUCAACGAGAAAAUACAAGAGAUCCUUAAGAAUGAAAAUAUGCUUAAAUAACAAAGUCGAGUCAUUCCAGAAAACUAUCAUAGAAGAAAAAUAGCAAAAGAAUGAAACUUGAAGAGGAAUUCAUCGAUGACAAGAAGUAUCAUGAACAGGAGAUUAAGCUCAGACUUAAGUUUGAAGCCAAACUAAACUCAAUGCAUUCGUUACACCGUGACCUUGACCUACAGCUGAAGAGGUCUAACAAGCUUUAUGAAGAUACUUUCUUAAUGAAUAAGAAACUUGAAUCACAGUUGGAGAAAACUACAAAAGAUUUUAAGACUCUCAAGUUGAAAAAUACUGAACUUGAGGCUCAGAACUACCGCGAUCAGGAUAAAGUUAAAACUUUGAAGGCAGAUCUCAAGACUAAAUCUGACAUAUGAGAUGACCUCACAAAAAAACUCGACAAAUUGAAAUAAGAAAUAUGACAAAGAAAACUUUGACUACACAGUUUAUAAAUCAGAAAAUGAUCAAUUGAAGAUCCAGAUUGGCUUCCUAAAGGAGAAAAUCACAGAUUUGGAAAACUCUAAAGAAACAGAGUCUGAUAAUACCAAAGAGCUCAAAAUAUGUCUCACAGAGAAAAGUGACAAGAUUACUAAACUUGAGCAGCUGUAUAAGAGCACUAAAGAAGCAUUAGAGAAGUCUUUAGUACAGCUUGAAGGGUUCCAGACCCUUAGAAAAGACAAGAAUCUACAAGUUCUCCACUACAAAAAGGAAGUAAAGAAACUGGAAGUAAAGCUUGAGGAAGAAGUCAAUGCCCACGAAAACACCAAGAUUGAUUGUGAAAAAUUGAAGAAUAAGUUUGAAAACCUUAAUACUGAGCAGAACAAUUUAAAUGAAAAAUAUCAAAUAGCCAAUAAGUUCAGAAAUGAUAUUGAAAUUGACCUCAAAGAUGAAAAGAUACUCUCAGCCGAGUUAGAAGAGAACAUCAGAGGCCUUGAAGGCAACAUUAAUGAGCUGAGACUUACCAUAGAGAAGCAAGAAAUUGAUAUCAACAAAUUGGAAAGAGAGUCAGAUACUAAAGAUAUCAAAGUUAAUUCAAUCCAGAAGCAAUAUUCUAUUAAAAUUGACCAACUUAAUGACAGGAUCUCUCAGUUCCAACAGCUUCUUAACUCUGAAAGGGAGAACAAGGCUAUCUGGGUUGCUAAAUUUGAGAAAGAGCUCAAGCUAAAUUCUGAAAAUAAUACUCAAAUGCUUAACAUCAAGUCGAUAAUCAAGGACUUUGAAAUGCAAGUCAAAGAUUUGAAAAUAAAAAACGAGAAUCUUGAAAAGGUUAAUUCUUAUAUGAAAGAACUCAAUGAAAAUAUGCAGGAGAAAAGCAAUAACCUCUAUGCACAGGUAGAAAAUCUAACUGUCAAGCUCAACACCAAAACCCUCAUGCUCUCCAAAAUUGAAAACGAAAAAGACGAAAUUCUAGAGGAGAACCAAGACAAAUUCAACCAAAUCCGUGAUAAAUACAAAAUCCAUAUCGAGCACAUCUCAAUGCAGCUAGAAGACAUCACUAUGAAAUCUAUCAACUACUUGAAAUCCAUGGAAAACAAGGACUCUCUGCUCCAGACCAAGACAGCUCAAAUAGACGCCUUGAACUUAAAAAUAAACGCUCUUGAAAUCGAUCUUGGGACACAGACCAAGGCUAAGGAGGAGCACCUUCAAAACUAUGAGUCCACUGCUAAAAUUCUGAAAGAAGAGCAAGCUCUGCUUGCCUUCUUUCGUGAAGAAGCCAGUCGCAAGGAUAGUGACUGAAAACGCCUCAUGACAGCCUUGACCACGAAGAACAAGCAGAAUGAGACUUUGAUCUUAGAUAAGAACCAGGUUAAAGCCACUGUAGCUAAGCUCAAGCAGAGCUUGAAGAAGGCCGACCAAGAGAUCAAAGCGAAUAGGAUAGAGAUCAGAGAAAUUACGAAGAGGUUAAAUGAAAUGGAAACUGACAAGAAGAUGGCCCUUAAAGAACGAGAUUACCAUUUUAAGAAAGCAAAGGAGCUGGAAGCCAAGUUAGAAAGUAAGAGAGGAACUAACGAGUCAAGGGAGAGUCACCUUUUGGUGAAUAAGAGAAUGAGCACUAAGAAUUUAAUGAGUAGCAAAAAUGUUAGCCUACCCAAGGAUUUUGAAGUAAAGAAUAUGAAAUCUAAUAAGAAAUUACUCGAUGUUGAGGUUAAUAAGGAUCUUCCUAAGAGUGCUAUGGGAAGUUCAGAGAGUCUUGAUGGAUAUAAUAGUUCGAGAGUUAUUGAAAUUCCAGUAGGAAAAGAUGUUGAAACCCAAACUCCUGGUAUAACUGAGCUUUUCCAAAGCUUAAAAGAGAAUUGCAUUUCUCGAGAAAUCCAAGUAAAUUUUGAAAAAGAAACAAAAGAAGUUAAAAUGCAGACUAUUUCAAAACUCAAAGCUAUGAAAGGGGUUCAAACUGAGAGUGAAGUUCAAGUACCUUCACUAAAUAUCAUGGGAAAUUUGAAGAACUAUGAAUCAACAACAUAUGAUCAACCAAACACUCAAAGAACUAUGAUUCCGAAUGAAAUGUCUAUAACUCCACGAGAUCAGAUUCUAACCCAAGGGAAAAACUCAGCUAGUAGAUCAUUAGGCCUUGAUGAUUCUCUCCAAGUGUCUGAAGUUCAAUUUAACAGGGAUGGGAUGCAUCGAAACAUCAGUGAAACUCAUGAUAACUACUUGAAUGGAAAGAUAUCAUUCACCAAGAAGAACAAACCUCUAGUGGUGCUAAAAUAACCCAAAUUUGACAGUAGAAAGAGUCAACCAAAAAGAUUUGUUCGAGAAUAAACAUAAAUCUCAGACUAACUACUUCAAUAAAAGAGCAGAGUCACUCAGAGCCAGAAGAAUUAAGAAUAGACUAGUUUCUCCUAUACAGGAAGAGAACCCUCAUUCAAAUACCCGGCUGCUAGCUAAUUAUUUUAAAAGCAGAAAAGACUUAGAGAAUCCAAAUUUUAGAAAUAGAGAUUUUGAACAAACAUCAAGCCAUUUCCAGAACAUACUGACCUCGAAAUACGAAUCAACUAUGGAUAACUUCUUCGAUUCGAGGAAGAGGAACUUCUCUAAGCUACUUAAGCCUAAAGAGGGAAGGAACUUGUUCACUUCUCCUACUAAAGAGGUGCCUGAAAACACCACGAUCUAUAAUGAAUCUCCAAUGAACACGACCUUUAAUUCUAUCAACACUAAAUUUGUGGUGAAACCCAGAAUCAAGCAUGACUUCAGAAUUGAGGGCAAAAGAGCCAUCAAAAAUCUUAUCAAAGGUGCUAAGAGUAGAGAUAUUUAAUAAAGUUCAAC